Molecule: messenger RNA, 1585 nt
Organism: Pelobates fuscus (common spadefoot toad)
Lineage: Eukaryota; Metazoa; Chordata; Amphibia; Anura; Pelobatidae
Gene: ECH1
Product: enoyl-CoA hydratase 1
Exons: 10
Coding region: 84-1028 (314 amino acids)
Cellular component (GO): mitochondrion
Molecular function (GO): delta(3,5)-delta(2,4)-dienoyl-CoA isomerase activity
Source: RefSeq, a predicted model, not a curated record
AUUGCCAAACACAAGAUGGCCGUCGCCAGCCACUGACCUCUGACACACUUGGGAAAGUGAAUCCAGUCUGUCUGUGUAUUAGUAUGUCUCUGUAUAGUGCCAUGGCUGCGACAGCACUGAGAGGGAUGGCGAGGAAAGAACUCCGUGGAGCAUUCCUGGGAGUGCGCAAUAUGGCGUCGGAGGUAGAAGUACCCAAGUAUCAGUACGAAACCCUUAAAGUCACAACAGAAGACAAUCAUGUCUUACACGUGGAGAUUAAUCGACCGGAGAAGAGAAACGCUAUGAACAAAAGUUUCUGGAGUGAGAUGGUUCUCUGCUUUCGUGCAAUCUCUGAUGAUCCAGAUUGUAGAGUGGUCGUGAUUUCGGGAGCUGGAAAAAUGUUUACAUCAGGAAUAGAUCUGAUGGACAUGGGGAGUGACUUUAUGCAACCAAGGGACACUGACACGGCCAGAACAGCCUGGGAAGUACGCAGGAAACUAUCCGCUUACCAGGAAUCCUUUUCCGUCAUUGAGAAGUGCCCAAAGCCUGUGAUUGCUGCUGUACACGGCGGGUGCAUCGGUGGAGGAGUGGAUCUCAUCUCUGCUUGUGACAUUCGUUAUUGCACACAGGACGCCUGGUUUCAAGUUAAGGAGGUGGAUAUCGGUAUGGCCGCUGAUGUUGGGACCCUGCAGCGACUUCCUAGAAUCAUCGGAAGUAUGAGCCUGGUGAAUGAACUCGCCUUCACUGCGCGGAAGAUGAUGGCCGAUGAAGCGGAGAGCAGCGGAUUGGUCAGUCGUGUUUUUCCCGAUAAAUCCGCCCUCCUCCUCGCUGCAUUUGGUCUGGCAUCCGAGAUUGCCAGUAAGAGUCCGGUUGCUGUCCAAGGAACCAAAGUGAACUUGGUCUAUUCCCAGAGCCACUCAGUGCAGGAGAGCCUUGAUUACAUGGCGUGUUGGAACAUGAGCAUGCUGCAGACAGACGAUGUCCUGAAAUCGGCCCAGGCCGUUCUGGAGAAAAAAUCUGUAAAAGAUGUAAACUUCUCUAAACUAUAGGAGGAGCAGAGAACCCAACGCAAGACAGAAUCCAGAACAAAUCUUAGAGUGCAGUGACAGAAUUAGACAGACCCUAGAAAAUGGGAACCGAAUUAGACUGAGAUUGAAUUAAAUUACGGAUCGGAGCCCUGGGACAGAAUUGAAUGGACCCUGGAGCACAGGGAGAGAAUUACCGUUGGUAUAGCGGACUCAGCCCAUGUUGUUCCUCAGGGUGUAUUAAGCACUAAUUAAAGAUGUUUCAUUUGUAUUUCUGAUAAUCUGUGCAUUUAAUUCCGAUAAUAUGAUGUCUCUAAUCUUGACUGAUUAAUCCAUGCUUUCUUCAGCCUGUUAGGGAUAAUGUCAUCUGUCUGAGCUUCGUUCCCUAAUAAAGAACAUUUCAUCUGUUUCCAUGUGUUUAUUGCUUGUAUAGAUACUUAUUCAGCAUUUCUUAAAAUGGAUAAAAAUGUGAAUGAGAACCAUAUUAAAGUGCUUGUAAUUCAUUCAAAUUAAAGCUAAACACACUGUUACUUCUCUGGAAGUUAUCCCAUUCAAUAAAAUAUUGAAAAUAACUUAAAUAA